AUGACAAAGGUUGUGACCUCAUCGUGGAUGGGACGACAGGUUAAAUACAUGGAUACGGCCGUACUGAAAAUUGAAAGGGUGGAAGCUGGAACCAACCUGUACACCUGUACUCUGAGCUUCACCCCUCGGGGGCAUUACGGGAUCAGUGUCAGAGACCAUGAAGCAACGGUCUCAGGUAAAUACUCUUUGACUCCACAAGUGCGGGAACCGGCCAACGAAACAAUCAAGGCUCAGUUGGGGUCCAAUUUCACCAAGCGGUGCCUGGUAUUUGUGCCAAGUGUCGGGAAGCCCUCAGUUGAUAUUGUUUGGUGUGACGGAAAUAAAUACAUUUAUCAUCUCAAUACCAACCCCUCUGACCGUAUCUACACACCACAACCACGUUUGUCUAUGCAGGAUUUUCCUGAAGGUGCGUGGUUGGAGGUUCUGCUGAUUAUUUCUGAGCUAAGGGAGGAGGAUUUCCACAUCAACUACACCUGUCGAGCAUUCAGUGACAGGGGCACCCUUGAGGGAUAUUUCACUCUGCUACCCACAGAUCCCGACAUCAUCCUACCCGUUGGAUCUGUGCUCGGUGGUGUGACGGUUCUCUUUAUCAUCAGCGUCACCAUCUAUUACCUUUUUAAGGUUGACAUCGUGCUGUGGUUCAGGAAAGCGUUUCCUGUCCUCUACGCAAAUACAGAUUUGGAUGGGAAGCUGUAUGAUGCCUAUGUGGCAUACGCACAGCCCUGUGCCAUUGGAUUUAGCAAGGAAGUGGAAGAGUUUGCUCUUCGCACACUACCCCAAGUGUUGGAAAAUGCCUGUGGCUACAAACUCUUCAUAGGAGGCCGUGACUGCAUGCCCGGGAAGGCCAUAGUGGACUCAGUGGAGGAGAACAUACAAGCCAGUCGUCGCCUUCUUCUGCUCUACACCGCCUCUACUUUCAUCAGCAAAAGACACACAAGCAGCACUAGUAGCAAUAACAACACCUCUAAGAGCAGUGAUAACAAUGAAAGGAAGACAGGUGACAGCAUGAGUUUUGAUGUCAGUGAAGAGGUCUAUCCCGACUCAAGACAGCAGUUGGAGUGUGUGGCAGCAAUGCACAGAGCACUUCUGGAGGGAUCUCUCAAGGUAAUUCUUGUUGAGAUGGAAGAGAUCAGCCCGGCUCAGCUGGCUCUCUUCCCAGAGUCAGUACGUCACCUGAGGAAGAAGCAGGGUGCUGUGUGUUGGUGGAAGAACCUGAGAACAAGGCAAAGGUGGAGGACAUGUGUGAGGAGGAGAGAGGACGAGGAGAAAGGUGGACAGGACACACAGCUGUCCCCUUCCCUCUCCCCUUCCUCUAGGUUUUGGAAGGAGAUGAGGUACAGUAUGCCGGUCAGGGGCAAGAGGGCAGCGUACCCCGAGAAAACUGCCCUCCUGAACUUAUGAUGGGAAGAUGAACCAGAGAGCAGCUGGUCUCCAGUGCAAAUUUGUUUGGUACAGAAACCCUACACACACACAGACAAUUCAGAAAUACCGACCAAAAGCUGUGAAAUACAAGACCAGAAGCUGUGAAGUUCUCAGGUCCAAGCAGGGUCUGGCUUUUUAUUGACUCAGCAAAAUGCUCUGAGUGAAUUUAAGCUGGGCUUUUAUUGUGAAAGGUUAGACCCUGAAAAGCCUGCAUUCCCUAGCGUCUAGGAGAGAAGGUAU
This is a messenger RNA of Etheostoma spectabile (orangethroat darter), 1662 nucleotides long. RefSeq names its product interleukin-1 receptor-like 2. Lineage: Eukaryota; Metazoa; Chordata; Actinopteri; Perciformes; Percidae. The record is from RefSeq and is a predicted model, not a curated record. Gene Ontology annotation, biological process: signal transduction.